AUGAAAAUUCGAAAGAAAGGAAAUAGAAUAUACGUAGGAAACAUCCCAGGAUCUAUGAGUAAAGAAGAAAUAAAAAAAACGUUUGAAGAACAAGGGAAAAUCAAAGAAAUCGAUAUAAAAUAUAAUCGCAACAGCAAUGGAACGAAUUAUGCAUUUAUUGAGUAUGAAGAUUACCAAAGUGCAGAAAAGACAAUAUUAAAAAGAAAUGGACAAAGGCUUAAAGGAUACAUGCUAAAGGUAGAGUAUAGUAUUGAUAAGAACAACAAAGAUGGUGAAUUAGGAACCGACGUGAAUGGGAUUCGCACCUUGAAGAACAGAUCAAAAUAUAGAGUUGUAGUAAAAAAUUUCCCCAAAAAAAUUCAUUUAGGUUCAGUUAAAACAUUUUUGACAAAAGCUGGUAAAGUUAUAUACACUCAUUUUGAAAAUGGAAUUACUAUUGCUGAGUUUGAAAACAAAGAAGGUAUGCUAAGGGCCGUUAACACUCUAGAUAGAAUUGCUUACAAUUCAAGGAGAAAGGUUUACGUUAGGGUUAUUAAGGACUUACCAUUUGAUGAUUCAGAUGCGGAUGAUAUGCCUCUUCAUAUACCAUCACGUACCUUCAUGCACGUAUGA
This is a messenger RNA of Plasmodium gonderi, 612 nucleotides long. Its product is annotated as alternative splicing factor ASF-1. The transcript has a single exon. Gene Ontology annotation, cellular component: cytoplasm; nucleus; ribonucleoprotein complex. NCBI's taxonomy places the organism in Eukaryota, Apicomplexa, Aconoidasida, Haemosporida, Plasmodiidae. The record is from RefSeq and is a predicted model, not a curated record. Gene Ontology annotation, molecular function: mRNA binding. Bases 1 to 612 code for a protein of 203 amino acids.